AUGGCAGCUGAAGUCGACCUGCUGCGUGCGAAAGUAGAAGAAGAAAAGGUGAGAGGCAGUCUGGAUCGAUUCAUCAAAGAGAAGAAAAAGAAGAAGAAAAGGGAGCUGUCGCCGUCCGCUGACAAACGGGAGAGGUCUGAGAAAGAAGCGAAGAAAGUGAAGCUCCAUCACCACCACCACAACCACAACCACCAACACGCUGAGCACCGGACCCACCAGCCGCAUCAGCUGCAGCACAAUCCUAAACCCCACAACUUCAGCGCGGAUAAACAUGUCCUGCACAGCCAUCACCAAGGCCACCACCAUCACCACAAUCACGGUCUCACCAACGGUGCAAAGAAGAACCUGCAGUCGGCUUUGCCUCCCCCUCCUCCUCCGCCGCCGCGGAAGGUACCGGAGCAGCUGCAGAAGAAGCGAGCGGUGCCCUCCGAGCCACCUGCGCUCUUCACUUUCACGCCUCUCAAAGUGGUCAAGGCCAAGCCCCAGGAUUUCAAAGAAAAGCACAGGGACAAAGACCUGAAACUGAAGCUCAAGAAGGAAAAUACAGAGGCCAACGUGAAACACGGGGAACUGAAGAAAAAGAAGGAGCCAAGGCCUCACAAUGAGAACAUCAAGUCCCUGACACUUGAGGAAUAUCUCCUUAAGAAGAAAAAGAAGAAGAAGAAGCAUCGCGAGGAUGAGCACAGUGCCAAGAAGGUCCGAUACAUGCACAACAAAGCAGUUCAGACUGUAUGUGCAGGGCUCGGAGCAGAUCUUACUCUCCCCGUUCGCCCUGAUCCGUCUCUGCCUGGCACAACGAAGCACGAAAGUCACCAGCCGAGCAGAGACACUGUAGACAACCACCAACCCUACCUCCACGCUCUCAAGCUGGGACACGUCCCCUUCCUCUCCCACCAAGAUCACUACAUCCGCAGCUCCUCACUCCAGACAGGCACCUGGUGCGGACGUCUCAUGCAUGAGGAAAGGCAAGCCAAUGGUGGGGGGUCGGUCCUGCACGCUUAUGCUGAUGAGUUAGCUUGUCUCAGUCCGGCUGAGAUGGAGUGCUUUGCCCAGGAGUUCCUGGAGCUGGCCUUUGCUGAGAAGCCUAGAGGCGCAGCCUCCUAUGCCUUGGCAGUGGUUCACAGUGCGGCCGCCUACCUACCUGACUUCCUGGACUACUUUGCCUUCAACUUCCCCAACACACCAGUCAAAAUGGAGAUACUGGGCAAGAAAGAUAUUGAGACCACAACUAUUGCCAACUUUCAUUCUCAGGUGAACCGUACUUACUGUUCAGGAACGUACCGGGCCGGACCCAUGAGGCAAAUCAGCUUGGUGGGAGCUGUGGAUGAGGAGGUUGGAGACUAUUUCCCAGAGUUCCUGGACAUGCUGGAGGAAUCACCCUUUCUCAAGAUGACCUUACCAUGGGGAAGCCUCUCCAGUCUGAAGCUGGACUGUCGCUCUCAGAGUGAUGAUGGGCCCAUCAUGUGGGUGCGACCAGGAGAACAAAUGGUACCCACUGCUGACAUGCCCAAGUCUCCUUUCAAACGACGCAGGUCUAUGAAUGAGAUAAAAAAUCUGCACUACCUGCCGAGGGCCAGUGAACCCAGAGAGGUUCUGUUCGAGGACCGGACUAAGGCCCAUGCUGACCAUGUAGGUCAGAGUUUUGACUGGCAGAGCACUGCUGCUGUUGGGGUACUGAAGGCAGUGCAGUUUGGAGAAUGGAAUAACCGGCCUCGGAUAACCAAAGAUGUAGUGUGUUUCCAUGCUGGGGACUUCAAUGAAGUUGUCCAGAGACUGCAGCUUGAUCUGUAUGAGCCCCCAGUGUCUCAGUGUGUCCAGUGGGUGGAUGACGCCAAGCUCAACCAGCUGAGGAGGGAAGGCAUCCGCUAUGUCCGUGUCCAGCUCUGUGACGACGACAUUUACUUCAUCCCAAGAAACGUCAUCCAUCAGUUCAAGACAGUGUCUGCAGUCUGUAGCCUGGCCUGGCACAUUCGUCUCAAACAGUACCAUCCGGAGGAGAAGGUCAAGGAGGAGGAGCAGCAGCCCAAUGAUCUGAGCCCCACCACAGGCCGAGUCUCUUUUGCCUCCCCUGCCAGGCCUGAUGCCACUGUAACCCCCUGUGCAAGACCACAGGGAGACAACAUCCGAGGUGGGGUGGCCAAGACUGAAGAACCAGAGUUCCAAAGGCCAGCAACACCUCCCCAGGAGCCUCAGCCAGCCCCUCCACAGCCCACCAAAUCUACUCACUUGCCCCCAUUAUACCAGGAUCCCCACUUUUCCUUGCCACCAGUCCACUCUGGCUGUACAUCUUCAAAAGAGCCUACAUUAUCAAAAGCUUUUGGCCACGCUGCAGAGUUUCCUAAAUGAUCUUUCUCCCCCUCAACAACCUUUCUCUCUGUCCACUAUGGGAGAAGUGUAUGUGAAGGAAUUUUACACUAAAACUGACAGCUGACUGUCAAUCAGGAAGCCUUUCAACUUAAAUUAUUCUUCACACUUUUUUAAAUCUUUAAAUGUUGGUUAAAAUGUCCCCUGUGUUUGUUUUUUUUUCACCCAAAGUAUACUGUUUAAUCAGAUAUUUUUUAUGUGGUCACACCUAACCUGGAACUCUCUACCGUCUCAUUGCUCAGUUGUUGUAAUUUUGGCAGAAUUAUUUCAUUGAAGAACUGCACGAUGCUGAUAUUAUACUGCUCUAUUAGUUUCACUGAGAGAGGCAUGUAGACUAACCAUACCCAGAAGAUACUGUGGCGUUGUCAGUGGAGCCAGGCCUUUGGUACGUGAAUCAAAAGCACAGCACAUACUGGAAUUCAUGGAUUGGCCACAGCCGGUAAAGUAAAAUCAAAACAAUAAGUCUUUUAUUUUGAAAGAAAUUGAGGGAGAGACAUUUUGCUUUAUUUUCAAACUAAGUGACAUACAAUUAUCUAAUUAUGCUGCAAGCACUUUUUUCUCAGCUUUAUAAGUUGCAGUUACCGCAAUUCUUUAUUUAAAUGCCAUUUUAUACAGUGCCGUUUUUCUUACUGUUGAUACUGUUUUUGAUAUUUUAUUUAUUUUCUUAAGAUUAAACUUAACAUAUGAACACAGGUUUAUAACCAGUGAUGGAAUAUUUAAGAUAAUCUAAUUAUAGGAGCUCCUCUAAAUGACAAAGGAAUUACAGCUAUUGAUGUUAGUAAUAAUAGUCUGACUCUUUUCUUCAGGUGUGGAGUAUGUCUUCAGAAUUUGGUAUGUAAAUAUUAUUUUAUGUUGUUAUCACUGGGAAUAUGUGAAUGCUGACGGUGCACUCAUUCUUCAUUUGAUUAAAAUCCAUUCACACUUUUUGUUUUAACUGGUAAUGUCACUAUGAAGGCACUGUUGUGGAAGGCUACCGUGGUUGCAUCCCAUUUUCUGAGUGUAAUUUUGUGGUAUCAGAUCAGUUGUUUUUCUUAUAGGUCUAGAAUUUUUUACAGAAUGAGGCAUCCUACAAAUUCUGCCCUAAAAUACUUUAAAGGAGCUAUUUAUAAGUUUUGCUAUUGCUACAUAGCUAGCGUUAGCAUCAACAGUUGUUUACUUACAAGUCUUGCCAAGAGCCAUUAUUGCGUUUAAAAGACAAGAGGUUAUAAUAUGUCCUCUGAGCAGCGCCACUUCUUCAGGCCAGCCUGGACGCCACGGUGACUCACUAUCAGAAAGUGACAAGAUGGUUCGGCUGGACUGGGGUUAGCAUGCUAACUUCACUAGAAGAAAAGAAGUGAU
Messenger RNA from Seriola dumerili (greater amberjack), 3702 nucleotides. RefSeq names its product round spermatid basic protein 1-like. Gene Ontology annotation, cellular component: nucleus. The transcript is spliced from 7 exons. The record is from RefSeq and is a predicted model, not a curated record. The coding region runs from base 1 to 2346 and encodes 781 amino acids. Lineage: Eukaryota; Metazoa; Chordata; Actinopteri; Carangiformes; Carangidae.